AUGUCAAAAUCGACUGCGUCCAGCAGUAAUACCACUGUUCUUGUCCCCUCGCAUAUCAAGACCUCCGCAGUGUCUGUUGAGCAGCCACCUGCCAAGCCUGUGCAGAAAACUCCCAAUGUAUACCCAUUUUGGCUAGGCGGUGUUGCGUCGAGUAUUGCCGUAUGCUUUACGCAUCCCCUUGAUCUCGCCAGGGUGCGUCUGCAAAACUCGCCAACCAAGAUGUCGACAGGACAGCUGAUCUGCUCGACGAUCGCCGGUGAAGGUGUGCGUGGUCUGUACAUCGGACUGUCGGCCAGCAUUCUGCGCCAAAUGACAUACAGUCUCACUCGGUUCGCAGCGUACGAGGAAAUGAAGAACUACGUGCAACGUACUCGCUUUACUGACAAGCCCAUCCCGAUGUGGAUCACCAUUAGCGCUGCCAGUCUCGCAGGCGCCGCGGGCGGCAUUGCUGGCAACCCCGCUGACUUGGUCUUGGUGCGCAUGACCAGCGAUUUGUUUCGUGAACCUUCUCAGCGCUUCCAGUACCGUAAUUGCUUCGAUGGUGUGAUGCGCAUCAUAAAGGAUGAGGGUGUUCGUGCGCUCUUCCGUGGCUGGCAGCCGAAUACGGUGCGUGCGGCGCUCAUGAACGCGAGUCAGCUUGCGUCGUACGAUUUUUUCAAGGACUUGCUCCUUUCUACAGGCCUGUUUACCAACGGCACGCUUGCGCACUACCUGACAUCGUCUCUUCUUGCUGGAACUGUGGCUACGACGAUCACAUCUCCCGCUGAUGUCGUUCGCUCCCGUUUGAUGAACGUGCGUGGCACCGAAAGCGGCGUCCCACAACUCCUCAAUGCCAUGCGGUCGGAGGGCCCCAUGUUCCUGUUCCGUGGCUGGGUUCCUUCGUGGAUGCGUUUGGCGCCGCAGACGGUCAUUGUGCUUACGCUUCUUGAAGAACUGCGUCAUUUGGUCGAUUAUUGCCGCGGUACAUAG
Malassezia pachydermatis is the source of this 969-nucleotide messenger RNA. Its product is annotated as dicarboxylic acid transporter. The transcript has a single exon. NCBI's taxonomy places the organism in Eukaryota, Fungi, Basidiomycota, Malasseziomycetes, Malasseziales, Malasseziaceae. The record is from RefSeq and is a predicted model, not a curated record. Gene Ontology annotation, molecular function: malate transmembrane transporter activity; sulfate transmembrane transporter activity; oxaloacetate transmembrane transporter activity. Bases 1 to 969 code for a protein of 322 amino acids. Gene Ontology annotation, biological process: oxaloacetate transport; malate transmembrane transport; phosphate ion transmembrane transport.